AUGAGUGCUACUGAUAUUGAAAAAGUGUACUGUGCUGGUCUUCAAUGUGGUAAGGAGACCCAGUCACAACUAAAAUGUCCUAUCUGUUUGAAGAAUGGAAUUGUAUCUGUAUUUUGUGACGAAACCUGUUACAAGAACAACUACAAGGCUCACAAGGCUCUACAUUUCAAAGAAGGUGAUGAGACUGGUGAAGUAGCUUACAAUCCAUUUCCAAAGUUCAAGUUCAGUGGUGAUUUGAGACCAAAUUAUCCUUUAACUCCAAAGAGAUACGUCCCAGAAAGUAUUGAAAAACCAGACUGGUCCCAAGACGGUCUUCCAGUUGAUGAACAAAAGAAUGACAGAACCAAUGAAAUCCCUGUCUACACCAAGGAAGAGAUCAAGAAGAUUAGAAAAGCAUGUCUACUAGGUAGAGAGAUUCUAGAUAUCGCUGCUGCUGCAGUCGCACCAGGUAUCACCACCGAUGAACUAGACAAGAUAGUUCAUGAUGAAACUAUCAAGCGUGAUUGUUACCCAUCCCCAUUGAAUUACUAUAACUUUCCUAAAUCUGUUUGUACUUCAGUCAAUGAAGUAAUUUGUCAUGGUAUCCCAGAUAAGACUAUACUAAAGGAAGGUGAUAUUGUAAAUCUAGAUGUAUCUUUAUAUUAUCAAGGUUUCCAUGCCGAUUUGAACGAGACUUACUACGUUGUUGGUGAUGAUGAGUCCAAAUUGUCUAAAGAAGCAAUCAACACCGUUGAGACAGCUAGAGAAUGUCUGAAGAUUGCCAUCAAGCAAUGCAAACCUGGUACAACAUUCCAAGAACUAGGUGAUUUCAUCGAGAAACAUGCAACUGAAAAUAAAUGUUCCGUGGUUAAGACUUAUUGUGGUCAUGGUGUUGGUAAGUACUUCCAUUGUGCACCAAGCGUGCCCCAUUACAAGGGUAACAGAGCUGCUGGUGUUAUGAAACCAGGUAUGGUCUUCACCAUUGAACCUAUGAUUAACGAAGGUACCUGGAGAGAUGUUACUUGGCCAGAUGACUGGACUUCUACUACUCAAGAUGGUAAGAGAUCUGCCCAAUUCGAACAUACAUUGAUGGUCACGGAACAUGGUGUUGAGAUCCUAUCUGCUAGAAACAAGAAGUCUCCAGGUGGUCCAAGACAAAGAAUCAAAUAA
Messenger RNA from Maudiozyma saulgeensis, 1149 nucleotides. NCBI's taxonomy places the organism in Eukaryota, Fungi, Ascomycota, Saccharomycetes, Saccharomycetales, Saccharomycetaceae. The record is from the annotation of a GenBank genome assembly.